AUGCUCAUUGGAAUCUGCGGGGGCAUUUGCUCCGGCAAAAACACGGUUGCUCAAUAUCUCGUCGAGCACCAUGGCUUCAAGCGUCUCUUCCUCUCGGCACCCAAGAGGGACAAUCGGCGGAUCGAUGACGGUGACGAGGAGGAGGACGCUUCUUCCGCGCAUCCGAGCACGUCCGAGCCGUCCGAGCCGCCGCACGAUGCCGCCUCUUCCGCCGCCUUGAACGCGAGUGCUCCCAUCGCCACCAACGGGCAUCCCUCGUCUUCAUCGGAUGCAUCGUCGGCUCCGCGGCCUCGUGCGGAAACCGACGCCUUCGCCACGCCCGAGGACCUUCUCGACCACGUCACCCUACGCUGGCAAAGUCGCUUCGUAACCACAGACAUCCCCACCGAGGCUGUUCUCGACGUCUUUCUGCGGCGUCCGUUCUUCCUGCUCUUGUCCGUUGACGCUCCACUUACCGUCAGGUGGCGACGGUUCCAGCUGCGCGCCAGGCACGCCGGCAGACAGGUCAUGAGUCUCGACGACUUUGUCUCUCGUAGCGAUGCUCACCUGUACGACCCGCACGGAGGCUUCCAACCACUCAUCUCGCGAGCUACCGUCAGGCUGCUCAACACGUCGUCUUCCCUCCCGCAUCUGUACGCUUCGCUGGGCAAGCUCGACAUUCCUAAUCCCAAUCGCCUGCGUCCGGGAUGGGACACGUAUUUCAUGGCUCUGGCAUCUCUUGCCGCCCAACGCUCCAACUGCAUGAAGCGUCGCGUUGGCUGCGUCCUCGUCGGCAAGGAGCGCCGUGUCAUCAGCACAGGAUACAACGGCACCCCUCGUGGGAUCCGCAACUGCGCCGACGGAGGCUGUCCCCGCUGCAACGACGGCAACGGCUCAGGCGUUGGGCUUGCCACCUGCCUGUGUAUCCAUGCGGAGGAGAACGCCCUGCUGGAAGCGGGUAGGGAGCGAAUCAGAGACGGAUCUGUGCUUUACUGCGAUACGUGUCCGUGCUUGACUUGCAGCAUCAAGAUCUGCCAGCUGGGCAUCAGCGAGGUCGUUUACACCCACGAGUAUAGCAUGGACAAGGAGGCUGCGCUUGUCUUUAGCCAGGCUGGCGUCACGUUGCGGCGGUUUAUCCCUCCGCCAAAUGGACUUGUGCAUCUGGAGAAGAUGGAGCUGUACUGA
This is a messenger RNA of Ustilaginoidea virens, 1164 nucleotides long. RefSeq lists its product as uncharacterized. The record is from RefSeq and is a predicted model, not a curated record. Lineage: Eukaryota; Fungi; Ascomycota; Sordariomycetes; Hypocreales; Clavicipitaceae. The transcript has 3 exons. The coding region runs from base 1 to 1164 and encodes 387 amino acids. Gene Ontology annotation, molecular function: hydrolase activity; zinc ion binding.